UCUUGACUUAUUGCAAGAAUCCUCUCUUCUUUCCCAGUCUCACGUCGCCGCUUUCAUUUCAUCUCUCUUAACCAUGUCUCAAGAUCAAGAGCACAGCGAAGCCUUCAAGAAGGGUCUUGCAGUGCGCGGCGAGGUCCUCGGGGAGAAAUACGUCAAUAAAGCACUGGAAAAGUGCCAGGAUGAAUAUUGGAGGCCAGCUCAGGAACUGAUUACGGAAUAUGCCUGGGGAACAGUGUGGACACGACCCGGGCUCGAUCGCAAGCAGCGGAGUUUGCUCAACUUGGCCUUUCUAACGGCACUCAAGAGUUGGACCGAGUUAGGACUUCACACAAAAGGUGCUCUGCGGAAUGGGUUGACACAGAUUGAGAUUCGGGAGGCCAUCUUGCAGUCAAUCAUUUAUUGUGGUGCUCCGGCAGGGAUGGAAGCUAUGAGAGUCACGGAGAAGGCUAUUGAAGAAUACAAGGCUGAGGCGAGCGAGGACACAAGUCAAGCGACGGCUUCCUAGAUAUAAGUACGGGAAUAAUCUAUCACUGAGAGGAACAUGCCUCCAAGUACAUCGUUAAUUACACAGUGGGCAAUGAACUCACCGCGAGGUCUCGAAUAGACCGAAGCGGGGAGGUGGUAAAUUCACGCGGUAUAUAGCAUUUGAUAAUUUUGUUCCACCUGGCCCUCUCCUGAUAAGCACAUGGGAGAUGAGAAAUUAUCAAUGAAGAAGGG
Ilyonectria robusta is the source of this 717-nucleotide messenger RNA. Its product is annotated as AhpD-like protein. The record is from RefSeq and is a predicted model, not a curated record. Gene Ontology annotation, molecular function: peroxiredoxin activity. The transcript has 2 exons. NCBI's taxonomy places the organism in Eukaryota, Fungi, Ascomycota, Sordariomycetes, Hypocreales, Nectriaceae. Bases 74 to 505 code for a protein of 143 amino acids.